ACACAGAGACAGUCAUGGGACCCUGUUUGCUCGUCCUGAACCAUGUGAGUCAUAUGAGACACAGAGAGGAGGAGGAGGAAGAGGAGUAAAGAAGGAGGAAAAGAUGGAGGACUUGUCCCGGUGGGUGACGGAGGCCGGGAGGUGGGUGAGGAGGUGCUGCUGUGGUGAGGAAGAUGAGGAUGAGGAGAAGGGGAGAAGGGAAGGAGAAGAAGAAGAGGAGGAGGAGGAAGUGAAGAUGGAGGGGCUCAGCUUCAGGAAGAGCAGGAGUUCAACCUCCCUCCCUCCUGCUGAGGUACGACAACAACUCCUGUUUGAGCAGUGCUGGAAUGUAACUAAGUACAUUUACUCGAGUACUGUGCUGACGUACAAGGUGGAGCUGGAUCCAGAUCAGUCCAGCUCAGGGUCCCACCCUCACUGGUUCCACACCCUGCAGGUCCGACGGUUCCGACAGCAGCGAGGACGCAGCAAUAGCGACCCGCUGGGAAGGAACAGCUGCGAGGAACCCUUCACCUGGAAACCAGGUCUUCAGUUUGGAGCGACUCAUUCUUACCUGAGUCUGGAGAAACUGGGUGAAGGAGCGUACGCCUCCGUCUACAAAGGAAUCAGCAGGAUAAACGGACAGCUGGUGGCGCUGAAGGUGAUUCGUAUGAAGACAGAGGAGGGCGUCCCGUUCACCGCCAUCAGGGAAGCGUCUCUGCUCAAGGGUCUGAAACACGCCAACAUCGUCGUCCUCCAUGACAUCAUUCACACCCAAGAGUCUCUGACCUUCGUCUUCGAAUAUGUGCAAACAGAUCUGGCCCAGUACCUCACUGAUCACCCCGGAGGACUGCACUCACACAACGUCAGGCUCUUCAUGUUCCAGCUUCUGCGAGCGCUCUGCUUCAUCCACAGCAGGAGGAUCCUCCACAGAGACCUGAAGCCUCAUAACCUGCUCAUCAGCUACCUGGGAGAACUCAAGCUAGCCGACUUCGGUCUGGCUCGGUCCAAGUCCAUCCCCAGUCAGACCUUCUCCUCUGAGGUGGUGACGCUGUGGUACCGCCCCCCUGAUGUCCUGCUGGGAUCCACAGACUACUCCACCGCUCUGGACAUCUGGGGAGCAGGGUGUAUCUUCGUAGAGAUGCUGCAGGGGGCGCCGGCGUUCCCCGGAGUCACUGAUGUGUUUGAGCAACUAAAGAAGAUCUGGACGGUCCUGGGUGUCCCCACAGAGGACAGCUGGCCUGGAGUCAGCCAGCUGCCAAAUUAUAAACCAGAGUUUUUUCUUCACUCCAAGCCGAAGCAGCUGAGGAGCGUUUGGAAAAGGUUGGACCAGCUGCCCUAUAAGACAGAAGACCUGGUCCAGAGGAUGUUGAAGGGGGUCCCCGCAGACCGGAUCUCGGCCCAGGACUCCCUGAGGCACCCGUACUUCAGCACGCUGCCUCCUCCCAUCAUGCACCUCAGGGACACAGUGUCCAUUUUCAAGGUGCCUGGCAUUCAUCUGGAGACAGAGGUCAGGAACGCCUUAAACCCUGGACGGAGGGUCAAACCCUCCCUGCUGCCCGCCGCCAAGUGGUGGUGACCAAACUCAACCUGAGCAGACGGGCAGAGGGGGGAACAAACCCUCCAUAUAAACCCAUUCAUUACUGUAUAUUUAUAUUUAUUGACACGAUACGAUCUGUGUAUGUUUAAUUGAAUAAUUCUAAACAUUAUAUUCAAUGUUAAAUAUAAAUAACCAUGUUUAUGAAAUGUUCCCGUGGUGACCGUCAGCCCGUUGGGACGUUAGCGUUGGUUCGCGGAGAGUAACGAGGGUUCAUUCAGGAGCUGAAUGUUGAUGAAUGUUUAUUU
Molecule: messenger RNA, 1821 nt
Organism: Epinephelus fuscoguttatus (brown-marbled grouper)
Lineage: Eukaryota; Metazoa; Chordata; Actinopteri; Perciformes; Serranidae
Gene: cdk15
Product: cyclin-dependent kinase 15
Exons: 13
Coding region: 104-1555 (483 amino acids)
Biological process (GO): protein phosphorylation
Cellular component (GO): cytosol; nucleus; cytoplasm
Molecular function (GO): cyclin binding; cyclin-dependent protein serine/threonine kinase activity; ATP binding
Source: RefSeq, a predicted model, not a curated record